Messenger RNA from Mauremys mutica (yellowpond turtle), 2546 nucleotides. It is a transcript of the gene PIP4P1, whose product is annotated as phosphatidylinositol-4,5-bisphosphate 4-phosphatase 1. Gene Ontology annotation, cellular component: lysosomal membrane; late endosome membrane; plasma membrane. Gene Ontology annotation, molecular function: phosphatidylinositol-4,5-bisphosphate 4-phosphatase activity. The coding region runs from base 147 to 1001 and encodes 284 amino acids. NCBI's taxonomy places the organism in Eukaryota, Metazoa, Chordata, Testudines, Geoemydidae. The record is from RefSeq and is a predicted model, not a curated record. Gene Ontology annotation, biological process: phosphatidylinositol dephosphorylation. The transcript is spliced from 7 exons.
AGGACGGCAUGGGCUCACGUGACGCUAGGGUAGCGUGAGGGUUACCCAGUUGCAUCUUGGCCAAUAGAAGGCCGCCCCCCCUCACGUGACCCAGAACGUCACUGCGGGAAGCCGGGGACGGGCGCUACGGCAGCCGGGAAGCGGCGAUGUCGGGGGACGGCGAACGCUCCCCGUUGCUGCCCGCGGAGCUUGGCGAGCCGGGCACUCCCGGGGCGGGCGGGACCCUGGCCGGGCCUGGCGGGCUCGUGCCCUCCGCGCCGCUCCCACCCUACGGGGGCCCCGCGGCAGGGAAGCCGGCCCCGCCCCAUGGCUUCCCAUCGUUCCCGGAUGGGCAUCCGGCUGUGCUGCCCGGCGAGGACCCCCCACCCUACUCCCCCAUGGCCAGCCCCGACAGUGGCAGCGCCCCCAUGAUCACCUGCCGCGUCUGCCAGAGCCUCAUCAACGUGGAGGGCAAGAUGCACCAGCACGUGGUGAAGUGCAGCGUCUGCAACGAGGCCACGCCGAUCAAGAACGCCCCCCCAGGGAAGAAGUAUGUGAGAUGUCCCUGCAACUGCCUGCUGAUCUGCAAGGUGACAUCCCAGCGCAUCGCCUGUCCCCGGCCCUACUGCAAAAGAAUCAUUAACCUGGGCCCGGUGCACCCGGGGCCCCUGAGCCCUGAGCCUCAGCCUGUGGGAGUGCGGGUCAUCUGUGGGCACUGCAAGAAUACUUUCCUGUGGACAGAGUUCACAGACCGCACCUUAGCCCGCUGCCCGCACUGCCGCAAAGUCUCCUCCAUCGGGCGCAGGUACCCCUGGAAGAGAUGCAUCUGCUGCCUCCUCCUGGGUGUCGUAGUGGCUGUAGCUGCCACAGGCCUAGCGUUUGGCACAUGGAGGCACGCCCGGCGGUACGGCGGGAUCUACGCCUCCUGGGCGCUGAUCAUUCUCCUGGCCGUGCUGUGUCUGGGCCGGGCCAUGUACUGGGCCUGCAUGCGAGUCAGCCACCCCGUCCAGAACUUCUCCUGAGCCGCCCCUGCCGCGCGGAUCAGCCAGCUCCUGCCCAGCCCCCUGGUCCGUUCCUGUGCCUCUCGCCUUGCUCCUGCUCCCCUCCCAUCCUGCCGGAGCCUGAGCAGGAGACCCCCACGGGACGGGACCAGUGGAGGCGGCUGCGGUGGUCUCAAGGGCAAGGGGCCCGCCAGCCCAAGAGGGCAGCUGAACUCUGGUAGUUCUGUCUGGACCAACCCGAGAGGGAGCUGGAUUCCAGUGGCUUGGCUGGGACCCACCACCCAGGAGACCGGGAACCCACCCAGCCAAGGGACACUGGGUGACAGAGAGAGGACACCCCCGCUCCCCUCCCCAAGGGAGACUGGACGAUAGAGCUGGGACCCACCACGCCAGAGACCCCACGCACCCAAGGGACACUAGACGACGGAGCUGGGACCCACCACCCCAGAGACCCCACGCACCCAAGGGACACUGGACGACGGCGCUAGGACCCCCCCACCCAAGGGACACUGGACAAUGGAAACGGGACUCACCACCCUUGAGACCCUGCGCACCCAAGGGACACUGGAUGAUGGACCUGGGACCCACCACCCCGGAAACCCCACGCACCCAAGGGACACUGGAGCUGGAACCUCCUCCCCUCCCCACAACACCCCCCGCACCCAAGGGACCCUGGCUGACAGAGCGGCAACCCACUGCCCAGGAUGAGGUGGCCAGAAGGAAGCCCCCAUGGCUGCUUAGUCACUGGGGGCCCCACAUCCGUCCUGAUGGGGGCACUGCCAUGCCCAGCACCUCCUUGGCCUGCAGGGAAGUGGCGUGGGAGGUGGCCCCACAGUGGGGGGGCAUUGAGUACAUUCUGGGGGGGUGGGACCUGCUGGGGAGGGGAGCUGACACCGGGGGAUGAGAAGGAUUCAGCUCACUGCUGCUUCAUGAUGGGGUCACCUCUUAGGCCCCCGUUCACCUCACUGAUCUGUGCUCUGUCAGCCAUGCCCCCCGCCUCCCAAGCCGGCCAGUCCCUGCCCUGGGGCCACAUUGGAGCUGGCGCCUCCUAGAGGGAACAGACCCCAUGUCCCGUUCCCUUCUCACUGACCCAGCCAGUCCCUGCCCUGGGGCCAGAUGGGAGCCGGCACCUCCCAGAGGGGACAGACCCUGGGCCCCUUUCCCUGCCCCCCUGAGCCAGCCAGUGUCCACCCUGGGGCUGGAUGUGAGCCAGGGCUGCCUGGAGGGGACAGGCCUGUGCCCCUGCUCUGUUUAGGGACCAAAGGUAACUUUUAUUUGGGUGGGGGAGCUGGGGGGGAGCAGCCCCCAUCCCAAUCCCAAUCCUCCCCCCGGCAGGGGCAGCUGGGGGCGCUGUCUGUGCUGCCCGGGGGGGAAGCUGCUCUGGGUUUGCUCUCCCCCCCCCCCUGCAUGGCUGCUCUGGUUCUUUGCACAUUCUUGGGGGGGUGGGGAGCCAAUGGGUAAUAGCCCCCUUGCAUGGGGGCCCUGAGCCUUCCCAGCAUGCCUGUGAGCUCCCCCCCAGGGCCACCCCUUCCCAUCCAGCCCCUCACCCCCUGGGCUGAUGGCUGC